AGGUCAACGCGGACUGCUACAUAGGCCUACUGGAUUAGGGUAUAGCACCAGCAGCGUAGCGUAGACACUCCAGCCUGGUCCUUCACUGGCUACUCGACCUAUCAGCCGCUACGAUCCGCCUUAGCGCCUAACACGCGGCGUUAAACCCGAAUCGCAGUCGCUUCUCUUGGUGUGGGAUCAGCCGCUAAGCGUCUUGCUUAGCUAUCAUCCCUCCCACUUCCCAUCGCUGCGCUGCCCAAGUGGUGCAGCCUGUUACCAGACGCAACGCUACCACGCGUCGCUGGUACGCGACGCUUCAGUGAGGUUGUAAAAAGGAUCUCAUCUUGAGCAUCAGGACUCUUGCGGUGUUCUUAUAGCGAAGGAUCUCAGAUCUGGUGCUUGUAACGAUGGCCGUUACGUCCGUCCACCGAAUCCUGUCUCGCAACCGAGCGACAGGAAGCGCGCUCGGCGCGCUUUUCCGAUCCGUCGAAUCCGGAUCGCAAGCUGGAGCAGCCGCGCCGGCUACGUCACCAAAUGGCGCCGCUGCGCUGGCCAGCCGCCACGUCAGCACCUGCGACCUCGCGGGGUUUGCGGGAGGUCGUGACGUGGAUGCGGUUCUGAGCGGCGCGGUGUCUCCCUUUAGAAGCUCCGUGGCUUGCGCUACUGUUGCGGGGUCGAUGUCUCUUAGGGGCAUUGUUCCGUCUAUCGCGGCGGGAGAGGCGGCGGCAAUCGCGGCGCAGUGCAGGCGGGGAUACGCAACUUUCUCCCGAUCGAAGCCGCAUCUGAACAUCGGGACCAUCGGCCACGUGGAUCACGGCAAGACGACCCUCACUGCUGCCAUCACCAAGGUGCUGGCAGACGAGGGUAAGGCCAAGGCGAUUGCUUUCGACGAGAUUGAUAAGGCGCCUGAGGAGAAGGCCCGUGGUAUCACCAUCGCCACUGCGCAUGUGGAGUACGAGACGGAGAAGCGGCACUACGCGCACGUGGACUGCCCCGGCCAUGCGGACUACGUGAAGAACAUGAUCACGGGCGCGGCCCAGAUGGAUGGAGGCAUUCUCGUGGUGUCUGCUCCCGAUGGCCCCAUGCCACAGACCCGGGAGCACAUCCUGCUGGCACGGCAGGUGGGCGUGCCGUCGCUCGUGUGUUUCCUCAACAAGGUGGACAUGGUGGACGAUGAGGAGCUGCUGGAGCUAGUCGAGAUGGAGCUGAGGGAGCUGCUGUCGUUCUACAAGUUCCCUGGGGACGACAUCCCCAUAGUGCGCGGGUCGGCUCUGGCAGCGCUGCAGGGCACCAACGACGAGAUCGGCAAGCAGGCCAUCCUCAAGCUCAUGGCGGCGGUGGACGAAUACAUUCCAGAGCCCCAGCGGUCGCUGGACAAGCCGUUCUUGAUGCCCAUUGAAGACGUGUUCUCCAUUCAAGGCCGAGGCACAGUGGUGACAGGGCGAGUGGAGCAGGGCAUCAUCAAAGUGGGCGACGAAAUCGAGAUCGUGGGCAUGAAGGCGGGCAAUCCCACCAAGACGACGGUCACUGGAGUGGAGAUGUUCAAGAAGAUCCUGGACCAGGGGCAGGCGGGUGACAAUGUGGGCCUGCUGAUGAGAGGGCUCAAGCGUGAGGACGUCCAAAGGGGCCAGGUGGCGUGCAAGCCUGGCUCCAUCAAGACCUCGCAGAAGUUCCAGGCCGAGAUCUACGUGCUGACCAAGGAGGAGGGCGGGCGGCACACGGCGUUCUUUUCCAACUACCGCCCGCAGUGCUACAUGCGCACGGCGGAUGUGACGGGCAAGGUGGUGCUGCCAGAGGAGGUGAAGAUGGUUAUGCCGGGGGACAAUGUCAGCGCCACCUUCGAGCUGCUCUCCCCUGUGGCCAUUGAAGCAGGCCAGCGCUUUGCUUUGCGGGAGGGCGGUCGCACCGUGGGUGCUGGCGUGGUUGCAAAGCUUCUGGACUGAGAUUGGGACUGCUUGUCAGUAGGUGGGCAGGUUGUUAUUUUGAGAAUUCUAAAAACCAACUUACGUCAGUCUGUAGGCAGGCAAUGCAAUUUGACCGGGCUGCUGUUUUGAGGUGCCUCGAAACCAGGCUGCUGUGUGCCCAGCAGAGUUGUGGAAAUACAAUGAAGCAGGAGAAGAUGUGGGGUUGUAGCAGUGGACUUGGCGUUGGUAUACUGCACAGCUGAGACGAAUUUUGUGGGAAUUUCGCUGGUCAGAUCGUUUCUUGGCCUACCGGUAAUACCCUAGGCCUCUCACUGCACUGCAGCUGCAUAGUGAUAGGUGUUACAUAAUUCUAGAAGAACGUAUGGCUGUUUUGCUAUGCUGUGUUGCUAUACUUGCAUUAACUCUAUAACGAACAGCAAUGACUACCUAGAGAAAAUCAUUAAUCA
Molecule: messenger RNA, 2350 nt
Organism: Closterium sp. NIES-67
Lineage: Eukaryota; Viridiplantae; Streptophyta; Zygnematophyceae; Desmidiales; Closteriaceae
Source: the annotation of a GenBank genome assembly